AUGGUCCCAAGCACCCAGAGCCCGGACGGGACCGGGCUGCACAGGAGACCGAGCUGCAGUGGUCGUACGAGGUUGUCUCCUACCAGCAGCUGUUCCCGUCGUGCGUCGGCUCGCAUUACAUCCACAUCUGCUUCCCGUACGGCUGGGCGUUGCCGCCGCCGCCGCCGCCGCCGCCGCCGCCAGACCCUGGCGCAGCAGGCGGUCGAUGCGGUCCUCCAGGCGUGGGAGCGGGCGGAGGCCGCCCGUGGCCACGGCCCCGUCGAGGCCACCGAUCCCUAUGACGCGAACCCGUGGCUGCGCAUGAUGCGGAGGGCCCAGUAUCUCAAGGGGACCCCGCCGGCCGACCUGCUGCGCAGCGUCGAGGUGCCCGACCCCGACACGGCAGACCCCGUCGAGCAGGGGGUGCAGGUACUCGUGCGGAAGCACGUCCAGCCGUGCCAGCAGAUCCUGGCGUCUUUCGCGCGCACGCAGCACCUGCACGGCCAGCAGGCGUGGAAACGCCCCGUGUACCACCACCGCGCGGCUGCAGAAGUGGGCGCGGCUGUGGCAGCUGGUGCAGCACCCCGAGCCGCAGCCGGAGCUCCCGGCGGUCGACGAGGCGCUGCAGCUGCGUCUGAGCGGGCGUGCCUAGAGUUUUGCGUGGAGCUGAUGAACCAUCGCCGCCGCUCCCAUGAGAACGAGAGCGUGCUGCUCGAUCCCGCGGCGCUACAGAUCGUGGAGAUAUGGCAGACGCAGCAGACGGCGGGGCCGUGGGCGCUGCAGAGCGCGGACGACGAGCUGGCCGAUGUCGACGAGGGAUACGCGAGCGGGUCGACCGCGAAUAGCCCCGUGGCGCCACUCAUCGAGGGGGAAGUUGGCGACGACCUCCCGGGCAACGACCCUCCGUCACUAGACUCUCCCAAUAUUCAGUCGCUGCUGUGGGCCUGA
This is a messenger RNA of Aspergillus terreus NIH2624, 927 nucleotides long. RefSeq lists its product as uncharacterized. Lineage: Eukaryota; Fungi; Ascomycota; Eurotiomycetes; Eurotiales; Aspergillaceae. The record is from RefSeq and is a predicted model, not a curated record. The transcript has 3 exons. Bases 1 to 927 code for a protein of 308 amino acids.